Molecule: messenger RNA, 3426 nt
Organism: Cicer arietinum (chickpea)
Lineage: Eukaryota; Viridiplantae; Streptophyta; Magnoliopsida; Fabales; Fabaceae
Biological process (GO): lipid metabolic process
Source: RefSeq, a predicted model, not a curated record
AUGAUUACUAGUUUUUAAUGUUUUGCAUCAUUAACCUACGAGAAGGGUUGACGAAAAUGAUGUUCUUUUGUCCCCUGUCAAAUGAAUCAUGAAUUUUCAUUCAUUAUUAUGAACAAAACAAAGUUAGCGUUUUUGCUCCUGCUGUUUCCACGCUUUCAAUUCAAUCAUUGAAAAUUCACCCUUUUCUUCACCCUAUUUUUUUAUUCACUCUAACCAAAUCAAUCGAUUCAAGAUAGACCCACAUUGCAAAAAGCUUAAAGUUUUGUAUUUUCAAGCAUGAUGAAUGAAUAGCUUUAAUGGGUUUUGUUUGCAUUGAUUAAAAGUUGAGUCCGUGAGUGAGAAAAAAGUUGGUUCCUUUUUUAGGUUUUAGGAGUUUUGUUCCGUUCCCCCCCCACUUCCAUUGAAGGAAGAAAUAAGUGAUGAAUGUUCAUUGGAUUUGGGGGAUUGAACGUUAAUGCAUAAGUUUCUAGCACUUAUACCACAUAUGUUUCGGAGAUUGAGAUGGUUUGUUGGUUUGAAUCAAAAGAAUUGGUCAACCAAAAGGUUGGUCAAUGCUGAUCAACCUGUCCCUGCAAGGCCAAAUCACCAACCUGCUCUUGAUGCUGUUCAUGAGGUUGCAAUUUACAUUCAUAGGUUUCAUAAUCUUGACCUUUUUGAACAAGGAUGGUACAAAAUCAAGGUUACCAUGAGAUUGGAGGAUGGUGAAGAUUUCUACCCAGGGAUUCCGGCUAGGGUUGUUCAGUAUGAAGCUCCUGAAGUGGGUUCUGACAAUUUAUGUAGAGUUUGGAUGAUUGAUGAUACGGACAACAGUUUUUCAACACCACCAUUUCAGAUUAGAUAUGCAAGGCAGGAUGUAUUUCUUUCUAUCAUGAUCUCGUUCUACCUAGCUUUUGGUGUAUAUGAGGGAGAAUCCUCUGAUGUUAUCUUGAAGUUUGAACUCAUGCAUGCUCCUAUGUCUGCAACUGGAUCUGAGUUACAUGGUUCACUGGAUGCAUGUUCUGUUUCAGCUCAUGAAUAUAAAAUCCCCCCUAAAGCUCUUCUUGGACUGCAUUCAUAUUGUCCUGUCCACUUUGAUGCUUUCCAUGCAGUCGUCGUUGAUACAAGUGUUCACAUCAGUCUGCUAAAAGCUAGUUAUCGCACAGUUCGACAGAAGUUGAAUUGUACCAGUGAUUGUAGAGAUUCAGAAGGCACUUAUGCUGAAGACUAUGUUGGGUCAAACAAGGUGAUGCUCAUCAAAGCAUUGAUGGCUGCACACAAUAUCCUGCUUGAAGAUCUGAGAAGAAUAAGCGCAGGCAUUGACCAAGCUAUUGAUUUGACUGGAAUUACUUUUGAAUCAGAUGUUACAAAAUGGUUUGAUUCUACUCUUCCAGAGCCUGUGAAAAGUAUCGAUGGUGAACCAUCACUGCAGCUGUCUGAUAGGGACAAAGUUAGUGUUGAGGAUUCUACUCAUUAUACCAAUUAUCUAACUGAGGAAUCAGUUCAACCUUUUUGUUGGGAUGAUCAUCUGUUAAACUCUUUCCAGUCUCUAGGGAAUCAGCUCUUAUGUCUCUGGAAUAUAUUUCUGAAAUUCCACAGGGAAAACAAAACAAAAAUACUAGAAUUUCUGCGUAAGUCCUGGGCUAUAGAUCGGAGAACUGAAUGGUCAAUAUGGAUGGUGUACACAAAGGUAGCAAUGCCUCAUCAAUAUAUGAACAGAAUUGAGGGGACAGCAUUGCACCAUGGCGUACGUAGAAGUUCAUUAAGUCCAGGGGGGUUGAUUGAUGAUCCUAUUCAAACUGCAAUAAUGCGUGCAGAACUUCAUAGGCGAGGUAUAGCACAUAUGAGGAUCAACAACCGGUCCCUUCAAGACAUGUAUAUAUUUGGAGAUCCUCUGUUUGUUCCUAUAAUUAUUGUUGAACGCAUGACAAAUGCGUACCGUUCUUCCAGUGUGAAUUCAAACUUCAUUUCUGUGGGGAAUGAUGCAAAACAUAUCCUAGGAAAUGGUUCCAGAUCCACAAACAAGUUGUGCGGAAGUAGCCAGCAAAAUGGACAUGUUUUGAGAGUAGUUGUUUUUGUUCACGGGUUUCAGGGAAAUCAUUUGGAUUUACGGCUUUUUCGUAACCAAUGGCUUUUAAUAGACCCCGAGAUACAAUUUCUAAUGUCAGAGGCAAACGAAGAAAAAACAUCUGGGGACUUCAGAGAAAUGGGUUAUCGGCUUGCUCAGGAAGUGAUCUCUUUCCUAAAAAGGAAAAUGGAUAAAGCUUCAAGAAGAGGAAACUUGAAAGAUAUCAAGCUUAGCUUUGUCGGUCAUUCUAUUGGUAAUCUCAUUAUCAGGGCAACCUUAACAGAGAGCAUUAUGGAACCAUAUCUAAGAUACUUGUAUACCUAUGUGUCCAUAUCGGGUCCACACUUGGGUUAUAUGUACAGUUCGAACUCUCUAUUUAAUUCAGGGAUGUGGCUAUUGAAGAAGGUCAGGGGGACCCAAUGCAUCCAUCAACUAACCUUUACAGAUGAUCCUGAUCUUGAGAAUACUUACAUCUACAAUCUUUCCAAGGAAAAGACGCUGGAAAACUUUCGGAAUGUGUUACUUUUGUCGUCACCUCAGGAUGGUUAUGUACCAUAUCAUUCUGCUAGAAUAGAACUUUGUCCAGCAGCAUCUUCGGAUUUCUCUAAAAGAGGGAAAAUCUUCCUACAGAUGCUAAAUAAUUGCUUAGACCAAAUCCAAGCUUGCUCCGACAAUCGUGUGAUCAUGUGCUGCGACGUCAACUUCAACGCUUCUUGCUACGGAAGGAACCUAAACACACUUAUCGGACGGGCAGCUCAUAUUGAAUUCUUAGAGUCUGACAUUUUUGCAAAGUUCAUAAUGUGGUCUUUCCCAGAGAUGUUUAGAUAACAAAGGGAACUGGCAUGGAAUUCGGGUAAUAUUGUUGAUUUGAAGAAUCGGCAAAGUUGACACAACUCACAACACGAGACUUCCUGAACAGUGGAACUUAAGCACUAUGAUCACAACAACAGUUCAGAGAUGCCAAGUUGAAGGAUGAAAACUACACAAGUUGGUAUUCUUCCAAUGCAAUCCUAUCAGUGUAACAAAAAUAGUGAAGCUGACCCCUCCCAUAAAUGUGCACACAUUUUUUCUUUCAUUUUGGCAGGGAGAUUGAUGCAUAUGCAAUAGACACGACCAUGAGAUCUUGGAUUCUGUAAAUUACUGUUCUAUAGUAAUGUUUUUGUAUUUCCUCUUAGUUAUUGUUAGGAGUACAGGUUUUUUGGUUAGUAGUGUCUGCUUUGCUCUGCUUAAGGACCAUAGUGUUGCAAAGUUAAAUGUGGCACAUGAAUGUCUGUACUUGCUUUGUAGCAUGUAAAAAGAACCGAAGCAUGAGUGUAUCAUAUCUGUUCCAAGUUUUUAUUUAUUGAAUAGAUGCUGUUAGCUCUGUAUUGAUAGAUUUCAAA